Molecule: messenger RNA, 1920 nt
Organism: Boleophthalmus pectinirostris (great blue-spotted mudskipper)
Lineage: Eukaryota; Metazoa; Chordata; Actinopteri; Gobiiformes; Gobiidae
Product: glutamate-rich protein 6
Exons: 10
Coding region: 528-1868 (446 amino acids)
Source: RefSeq, a predicted model, not a curated record
UCAAAGCUUUGUUUGGCCUCGGGGAGAUUAUAAGAGUAGGCAAAUCGCAAAUCACAAAUCGAAAAUCACAUAUCGCUUAACGGAAAAGGCACAUUUAGCUGAGCUUGACACAGAGCAAAUCGUACAAAGAUUUCAAACAGUAGACUUCACAGAGGAGACUUUACAGAGUAGAUUUCACAGAGUAGGUCGCACUUUUUAUCUGCGUAACAGUAAGUACAGCAACACUUACAAAACAACUCAAUUAUAAAACAAAAAUGGCCAGAAAUAACAGAGGAAAUAUACCCUUGACCUUAAACCAUGACCUUAAACUAAAGAACUGUGGUCUUCGAAAGCAAAUUGCCAAAAAAGAUGAGCACAAUGAGCGGCGAUGGUGGCCCUCGCCCCGGCGCGCACCGUCCCCCCACGCGACCUCCGGGGACUCGCGACCGCCCCGGCACGCCACCCCCUCUUCCCGACAAUCGCCCAGGUCGACAAUGACGCAUUAGUGAUUCAAAUUUCAGCACAAUCGGACUAAGCCUACUGUUAAAAUGAAACAAGAUGACUCUCACCUGUCAGUUUUUGAGAUGCCAAGCUAUUUUACCAGAGAUGCAGGAAUUUUAAAGUACUUGAGGGAAUCGGAUUGUGAGCUAACAGUUGACACACAGACUGAAGCCCCAUCUUAUUACCUAAUAAAAUGUGAAUAUUGUGGACAAGAGGUAUCACCUUCAUUGGACAAAGCUGAUAAGGCAGAGUUCGUGUUUUGCUGUGAUCAGUGGAAACAACUAUACAGGCUAUUGCUAAACUUGAGAAAUGUACGGGAAGGAAAAUCAGAAGAGCUCACAAUAACACAAGAUCACAGUGAAAACAAAGAUUUGAUGUAUCAAAGGAGUAAGGCCAAAUUCAGCAGUUUUUUGGUGGAGCCAAGAGACGAUAAAUCUAAAGCAAGACUAUUUGAGGAUUAUUUGACUGAAAUGCCUGUAUUAGACAAUGUUGCUCCAGAUUCAAAUGUCAUGAAUUUUAGACUGUCCUGUCCUGUAGAAGGAAGCUGGGCGAGGCUUCCCAAACAUCAAAGUGAAAGAAGGACACAUUUUUUAGACGCAAACCGUAACUAUGAGUUUUCUGUUUCCAUUUGUGCCCAUAAGCCACUUGAUUUUGGCUUAUGCCAUUAUCAGGAUGGCGGUGACUUUGUGAGUAAGUAUUAUGCUGAUGGUCUAAAAUUCCUUUUAGUUCUUGAAGAUGGGUCAGCCCAAGUUUACUACCCGUCAGGACUUUUGGCUAUCCUUGUCACAGUUACCAAAGCACAUGGAAGAGUCUGUAUAGUUUACGAUGAUAAUCCUGGUCAGUCAGUGAGAGCUCUGUUCCAGUCUGAUGGUAAAGGCGCUUGUUAUCACAACAAUGGGAACAUAUGGCUGAUCAUCAAUAAAUAUGGGUGUGAGCGUUUGGAUCCAGAUGGCACUAGAGUCAGCAGGUGGACAUGGUACAAAUUGGGGUCCACUCCUCUCAGACCAAUCUUCCUGUGCAUUAAUAAAAUUAUUAGAGUUAGGGUAUUGGGAAAGCAACAAGUUUUUGUAUCCUUCCUGGCAAAUGGCAAACAGGUGAAAUUCAAUGUGGGGUCCUGGUGUUGUAAGGGCAACUGUAAAGAAGUGCUAACCCCUCCAACAUUUGGAAAAGAUGAACUGAUAGUGUUGGCAUACAAAAUUAAAACAGAACAUCUUAUUCAAAAGAUUCACCAAUUGAUGUGCACAUCGACCCUUCCUGUCCUGCCAAACGCUGCACCCACUCCUCAUCUCCAUCGUCUGGCGCAUAAACUUUUAAAACUUGCUGAAAAGGUCCCAAUGAGUAAAAAGGACAGCGACUUUCUCCAAAGCUGCCUAAAAGGGUUCCUCUGAGUACAGCAUGAAAAUUAGGAUACAAAUGACAUAAGAUGUUUUUUCCUGAGUG